CCGUGUUCAACAGGUCUCAUGCGCAAGGCUGUUAAGCUCGGCUACACCACGAUCCUUCCAAACCUUGCCCUGAGCAAUGACGAAGGACGUCUUCUUGUAAUGUGGGGUGAGCCCCGGAGCACGACACCACCACCAACAUUCCACACAAUGGCGUUCACGAACCGGCUGGCAAUAUUAGCAGGAGGUCUGGGAGGCCUAGGCUGCGCAACAGGCAAACUCCUGCACGCCCACGGCGCCAAACUCGCCCUCCUCUACGCCCCAGCAGAAGCAGAGCGCCUACAACCCACCGUAGCCGAAACAUACGGCUACCAGAACACUAGCGAAGCAGGCGACAGCAUCAAAGGCUACGCCUGCGACAUCACGUCGCCGGACUCCGUCUCCGAGGCCUUCAGCGCCAUCGCGCAGGACAAUGUCGCCUUCCCCGCCAUGCUCGUCAAUGCGGCGGGGUAUGUGAAUUUGACCGCGCUCGAGACGUUCCCGCCCGAGGAUGCGUUGAAGCAUUAUGUGAUUAAUUUGUUUGGGCCGACGUUGACGGGGCAGGCGUUUGCAAGGAUGUAUAUUGAGCGGAAGAAGGCGGAGGGAGAGGGCAAGGCGGCGCCGGGGAGGAUUGUGAAUAUUGCGAGUCAGGCGGCGCAUGUUGCGCUGUGGCAUCACGGCCCGUACUGCGCGAGUAAGGCAGGUUUGAUCGGACUCAGCAAAUGCAUGGCGAGCGAAUGGGGCCCGCAUGGCAUCACGACCAACACCAUCUCCCCGGGUCCGAUCAUGACGGAGAUGGGGAAGAAGGCGUGGAGUGACCCGGCUGCCCGAGAGGAGUAUCUCAAGAGCGUGCCGACGGGCAGCUUUGCGGAUCCGGACGAGGUGGCACGGAUUGUGCACUUUCUCUGCGAGGACAAAGCGAAGAGUAUCAAUGGGAAUGAUGUAAGACUGGACGGCGGCUUUACCAUACGAUGAGGA
This is a messenger RNA of Neohortaea acidophila, 954 nucleotides long. RefSeq lists its product as uncharacterized. The record is from RefSeq and is a predicted model, not a curated record. The coding region runs from base 19 to 951 and encodes 310 amino acids. Gene Ontology annotation, molecular function: oxidoreductase activity, acting on the CH-OH group of donors, NAD or NADP as acceptor. NCBI's taxonomy places the organism in Eukaryota, Fungi, Ascomycota, Dothideomycetes, Mycosphaerellales, Teratosphaeriaceae. The transcript is spliced from 3 exons.